AGAGAAGAAGGAGAAGAAGAGGAAGAAGCUCUCUGUAAUUUUGGUCGUUCUCUCUGAUUUUCUCUCCGAAUUUUCUUUUCCUUUCUAUCUUCUUCUUUAGAUGCCAAACCGGCGAAUUCGGGAGAGAAUUGAUGAGAUUUGUACUGUAAAAGGUUGAGGAUCUGGAGCUGGUGGAGAGAGAGAGAGAGAGAGAGAGAGAGGUUUGUAAUUGAGCGAAGAGAUCAAUUUUAUAGCGCGUUCGUGGAGUUAGUCUUCAAAGAAUAACUUUUUUUUGCUGUACAGAUAACAUUUGAAGAGCUCUGAACGGGGUCCCUUGGAAGGAAUUCUAAGUGGAUUCGGUUUUGAUUUCCGUACCUGAUUGCGAAGAUUGGGUUCGUUUCAUUGAAGAUUACACAGAGGAGGUCGAGAGUUUCGAGUUUUUAGGUACAUUUCCGUGAGAUUUGAGCAGUUUUUAGAAGGAAUCUGGAACCUUUCAAUGAAAAUAUAAGGAUAAUUAUCGGUCAGAGAUUGGCUUGUUACAUGGGAUUUGAAGAUUUAGGCUCUGUAAUGUCAUUAUUUCGUUGAAUACCGGUCAUAAAUUUGCAUUUUUGGACUGUAAGAGAGGAAAGCUCUUUCUGUAAAUUCCCUGUGGUGAUUGUGGCAGUAUCUGAGUAAUACAGGGCAUCGAAGCUCUCGGAUUUCUCGGAAAGUGAUUCCGAUUCGCAGACUUUUAUUUUUUGAAACAGAGUUGAAAUUCUCAGGUGUGUACACUAACAAAACUAGAUGGAUAAGGACUCUCUGAGGAGCAACAGUAUUAAUAAUAAUGCCAACGUAAACAAUACGAACGGUAGGGAGACUACCAUAGGAGGAGGAGCAGAUGCGUCGUUGUUGCUGAGAGCUGGCUCCGAGACCAUCAGACAAACGACGUCGUCGGAUUUCGUGUUGCAGUGGGGAAACCGGAAGAGGCUUAGGUGCAUGAAGGUCCAGGUCAAGGACAACAACAACAACGACUCGGCCGCCCCGGUUCAAAGGAACACGGUUCGGGUGGACCGGAGGGUCGUGAGAGUCGAUAAGGACUCGUCCAAUCAGCCCACUAGCGCCAAUCAUAGUAAUGGGUAUUUGAAUCUGCGUCAGCGCCCGUCUUCGCCUCCGCUACCGCCAUCUCAGCGAAUUCUCAGGAACUCUGAGACAUCCAGUGCCAUGAGAGGGCAAAGCAACGGAGGUGUGAGGGGAAUUGCUUCACCGGACAGGGGUGCGCACGAUAAGAGAGGGACCAAUACCAAUAAUAACGGCAACAACCACCACCAUCACAAUGAGAAUAACAAAUCAGCGGCAUCUUCGGAGACUGCGCACGAUAGCAAGAAGGGAGGGUCGUCGUCCGGAAGCGGCGAGGCUGGGCUACCGGUAUGGCCCCCGAAGUUCGUCAUUGCUUUGACUAACAAGGAGAAAGAGGAGGAUUUCAUGGCCAUCAAGGGGUCUAAGCUUCCUCAGAGACCCAAGAAGAGAGCCAAAUUCAUACAGCGCACCCUCAAUCUAGUCAGCCCAGGAGCAUGGUUGUGUGAUCUGACCCUGGAAAGAUACGAGGUCAGGGAGAAGAAGAUAUCCAAGAAGAGACCUAGAGGAUUAAAAGCUAUGGGCAACAUGGACUCUGACUCUGAGUAGAAGAAGAUUCCGCUUUGGAAAAUGAGGGAUUGUAGGAAUGUGAGAGGAAAGAUAAUGUUUAUGAUGAGGAAGAUGUGAGAUAUGUAAGAAUCGUGUGAAAUAUAUCGACACUUCUCACUUGUUGAAAGCAAUGAAAAGAAAGAAAGGAAAAAAAAACGUUGAGUUAUUUGUU
Corylus avellana is the source of this 1813-nucleotide messenger RNA. RefSeq lists its product as uncharacterized. NCBI's taxonomy places the organism in Eukaryota, Viridiplantae, Streptophyta, Magnoliopsida, Fagales, Betulaceae. The record is from RefSeq and is a predicted model, not a curated record.